Akanthomyces muscarius is the source of this 1164-nucleotide messenger RNA. RefSeq lists its product as uncharacterized. The record is from RefSeq and is a predicted model, not a curated record. Lineage: Eukaryota; Fungi; Ascomycota; Sordariomycetes; Hypocreales; Cordycipitaceae. Gene Ontology annotation, biological process: cyclic threonylcarbamoyladenosine biosynthetic process. The transcript is spliced from 4 exons. Gene Ontology annotation, cellular component: mitochondrial outer membrane. Gene Ontology annotation, molecular function: ubiquitin-like modifier activating enzyme activity; tRNA threonylcarbamoyladenosine dehydratase activity. Bases 1 to 1164 code for a protein of 387 amino acids.
AUGAGCGGAUAUAUCUCAAACCUCAUCUCUACGCCCAGGGGGCAGCUUAUUACCACGGCUGUCUUUUCUGGAGCGGCCGUCGCAACACUCAUUUUUGGAUACCAGGCCCUGGAGAGGGAGGAGCGGCUUUCUGCGCUCAAGAAUUCGAUUCCGUCAAUUAACGACGGCAAGCAUCAUACGAGCAAGCUGAACAGCUUUGGAGCCUCAAAUGAAAACACAGAGGACAAGGAAGAUGCCCGAAACCUGGCUCUUGCACAGCGCGCGCAGGCGGGCGACUUUGACGAGGAGCUUAUUCUAGAACAGCUCGCCCGCAAUCAAGUUUUCCUCACCCCUGAGGGUUUGGACAAGCUACGCAAAUCUUUUGUUGUAGUAGUUGGAUGCGGCGGUGUCGGAUCUCACUGCACCGCUUCGCUUGCCAGAUCAGGCGUCUCCAGAUUGCGCCUCAUUGAUUUUGAUCAAGUCACUCUCUCCUCUCUCAACCGCCAUUCCGUUGCUACACUAGCGGACGUAGAGCCACGAGAAGGCUCGGGCGAAGGCAAGGCUGAGCUGUUGCCACUUGACCAAGCCGAAUUCGAAAAGGGGUCUGUAGGUGAUCUUGGAGUGAUGCCCAACUUUCGCGUGCGCAUCCUUCCCGUGUUGGGCACCAUGCCCGCUAUCUUUGGCAUGACGGCCGCCAACCACGUCAUUCUGAGCAUCACCGGCUACCCCGUCGACUAUGCGCCCGCCAAGGGCCGCGACAAGAUGUAUGACGGCAUCGUCAACUACGUCCAGAGCACCGAGGAGAAGCUGGCGCGGCUCUUUGCGCCCGACCUGAUCGGGCUGCGAUCACCCAUCACGGCCGGCGACGUGGCCUUUCUGACGGAAGAGCUGUACCGCGCCCGAAGCGUCGUCACCGGCAUCCCUACCCGCCUCACGCUCAUUCGCUGGCGCCGGCCGCAGGGGAUCAAUGUGUCCGUCAUCGGCGAAGGCACCAGCGAGGAGCAAAAGUGCUCGACCAUCCGGCUGCGUGACCUGGUCUGUAUGACAAAGGACGAGGCGGUCCGCCACGAAAAGCAAAUCUUCAAGGUGGGGGUCCCGCUGGAGGACUUGUACGAUGCCGAGACCAUUGCCCGCGUUGAGAGGAAGAUGGCGCAGGCGGCAGAGUACGAAAAGCACCGGUGGUGA